Molecule: messenger RNA, 1203 nt
Organism: Rotaria socialis
Lineage: Eukaryota; Metazoa; Rotifera; Eurotatoria; Philodinida; Philodinidae
Source: the annotation of a GenBank genome assembly
AUGUGUGCUGAUACCGUAGUGUCUUGUCAAGAUUUAGUCCCAUGUGAAAUUGACAAUAAGACGUGUACUGAACCCAGCAGUGUAUGUGUCAACAACAGCCGAUGUAGUAUUCCUGUUUGCUUUCCGAUCGAUCGUGCCUCUUCUCAACGUUGUCCACCGUGGACUACAAAAAAUUCAGUCACUAGAACAGACAACUAUGUUCUAGGAUGGUUGAAUACCAAUAGUAUAAGAUUUGCGCGAUAUUAUCACACAGCAUCGAUACUAAGUGAUGGGAGAGUCUUGAUUGCCGGCGGAUUCGGCUCGAAUGGUCCUUUGAAUAGUGCAGAAUUGUACGAUCCAUCCACCGAACUUUGGAUAACGACUGGUACUAUGAGUGUUGCAAGGUACAUGCAUACUGCGUCAAUACUUGCUGAUGGAAAAGUCUUAGUGGUUGGUGGAUUUGGUCCUAUGGGUUCUUUGAAUAGUGCAGAACUUUACAAUCCAUCAACAGGAACAUGGACAAAAACUGGCAGUAUGUGCGUUGCAAGGUACUCUCAUACAACAUCGAUAUUAAAUAAUGGAAAAAUCUUAGUGGGUGGUGGAUUCGAUGCUGGUGGUUAUUUACAAAGCGCGGAAUUAUACGACCCAUCAUCAGAACUUUGGACCAACACUGGUAACAUGAACAUUGCACGCAGUUUACACAGAGCUUGCAUACUAACGAAUGGAAAAGUCCUAGUUGCUGGUGGAUCUGACUCUAGUGGUUAUUUGAAUAGUGCUGAGUUAUACGAUCCAUCAACAGGAGUGUGGACAAAAACAGGCAGCAUGAAUUUUGCACGACACUUUCAUACAGCAUCGAUACUCACGAAUGGGAAAGUUUUAGUUGCCGGUGGAUUUAGUUCUAGUGGCUACCUGAACAGUGCGGAACUGUUCGAUUUAUCCGCGGGACGUUGGAAAAUUACUGGAAGCAUGAGUACUGCUCGUUGCUAUCACACAGCAUCUAUACUGACUAAUGGAAGAGUUUUGAUUGCUGGUGGAUACAAUUAUAGUGGCUAUGUAAACAGUGUAGAAUUGUAUGAUCUAUCAACGGAACUUUGGAUAAAAAGUGAUAGCAUGAGUAAUCCACGAUAUUCGCAUACAGCAUCCAUACUCAUCAAUGGAAAAGUUCUGGUUGCUGCUGGAUAUGGAGAUACUGGCUAUUUAAGUAGUGCAGAAUUAUAUGCAUAA